UUUAUGUGAAAAGUCCUUCGUAGUCUUCCUCUUGGAUUCUAUAACUGACCAUACUGCGAUUGCCCCAGAGGCUCAUAAGUAAAUGAUUCAGUUUGGCUGAAGUUAGCAGUGCUGUUGGUAUAUCAAGUAUGAUUUACUCAACACUGUCAGCCAUGUUAACAUGUUCCUUGUUGCAGAAUAUUUUCAGUAGCACUACUUUGGUUGUACAAAGGUAUAUUGCUUUAAAAUGUAAAAUAUAAGAUGAACCUUGGCAUGGCUUGACUUGGGGUCCUUACAAAGUGGGGUCCUUACAUUUACCAAUUGUAACUAGAAGGUCGUAAUGUCAUACACUGCUAUAAUAGAGAUUUUUGUGGUCACUGCUUGAAGAAGGAUGUUGUGCUGAUGUUUUGGUGACUGCAUCAUUUUCCUAUGAAAUCUAAAGCUUGGUAUGAGACACAGAUCUUCUGCAACGCUUAUACAUUUUAACUGGACAAACAACCAAUCAUGCCCUUGUACGAGGGCAAGUCAAAAAGUUCUAAGACGAAUGAAAAAAAAAAUCUUUAUUUAUGAAAGUAACAAAGCUAUUUCUCUACAUAGCCUCCAUUUAAGUCAAAACACUUCUGCAAGCGACGUUUCCAUCGGAGGAUUCCUUCUUUGCAUUCCUUUUUUUUUAUUCUUUUGAAUUCAUUUUGAAAUCAUAACAUCUGUCUUAGAACUUUUUGACUUACCCUCGAAAACAUUGAUCAUAAAACCUUCUUGUGCUUGUUUCAUUAUUUUCUAUCUGGUACCUGUUUUCUAAAACUUGCACAGUAGUUAAAUCAAUGUUCCGUUUAACAUACAGCAAUAAACAAACAGUUAAUGUCAUUACGUAUAAUUAUCCCUGACAGGUUGUCUAAAUUAUGUUGCCAUGGGAACCAAACGCACAAAUCGGACCAUCGAGGAUUCUUUACAACUGCCACGCAGCCCAGCUACUCCUGACAGGGGCAAUCAAUCAAAUGAGUGGAUAAGUCGUGAGGCCAGACCUCAAGCUGGUCCAAAAAUCCAAGCUGAACGAGGGAGGGGAGGGGAAGACUGGAGAGCUCGAGAGAUGGACAGAAUACAGGACAGACCAAGAGAGGGAAGGAGGGAUGUUGAGCAAGAUCAGAAAGAACGGGAGAGAUUUGAUCAAUUCAAAGGUAGAGCAGAUGAGAUGGACUUGAGAGAAAGGGACCGAAGGAGAGAGCAAGGCAGAUACACAAAUGGAAAAUCUGCUGCCUUACAACAGCGCACAAAAGAGUACAGAGAAAGGGAGAACACUUUCCCUAGGACUAUGAGACAACGUAAUGAAAGAGAAAGAAAACGAUAUUCUAUUGAUCAGGGUAGCGAGAAAUUAAUGGAGAGAGGUAUGGGAAGGUUGAGGGAAAUAGACAUGACUGAAAGAGAGAGAGAAAGAGAACGAGCCAAAAAGAGGGACAGAGAUAUCCAGAGGUACAGAGAAAUGGAAAGGCAGAGAGAGAAUGAAAGAAGAAGAUUAAGGGAAGAGAUGAAAAGAAAUGCAGGAAGAAGAUUAGAGGAGGGGGAUUUAGACAAAAUAUGGCAGGACCCUGGUAAGAAGGAGAGAAGAGGAGAGAGACACACAGAGGUCAGUGACCAACAGAGUUUAAGAAGGCAAGAAAAAGCCCGGGAUCGAGACAGACCCAGAGAAGACUUGUUUCAUUCUCCACAAACAAGGAGAAUUAUAGUGGGAGAUAGAAAGAACUUUUCAGACAGAGAGGACAGAGAUGAAAGAAAGAGAACAGGGCCGAAAGAGAGACACAGACACACAAAGAGUGAGGGAGAUACGGAUGGGGAGAAAGAGAGAGAGCUUGAAAGGGAGGAGGAUGCUAUGUCUCUCAGACUUGAUGGAAGGAUCAAGGUAGACAAUGAAAAAGAAAGAACCAAGGGCAAACUGAGAGAAAGAGAGCGGCGCAGAGAUGUGGAAAGGCAGAAGGAAAGAGCCCGAAGAAAGGAGAAAGAAACAGCUCUGCAAUCUAGCAGGAGAGAAGAGAAUAAAGAAUGGAUGACGGAGAGAUACAAAGACAGAGAUGUGAGAGAGCGAGAUUGGGCCAGAGAGGAGCGAGGACAUGAUGGACCGAGGGAUCAAUUAAGGGGCGCUGAAGAUAGAAGAAGAAAGAAAGAAUUAAAUGAAAGCAGGAUGAGGGAGCACGAGAGAGACAGAGAGAGAGCAUGCAUACCUUCUGCAGAGAGAGAGAUGGACAUGUAUCCGGAAUGGUCGGACAGACAGAGACAAAACUGUUAUGAGGAAGAAACGAAAGGAAGGAAUAACCAAACAUGGAGAGAGACAGACAGGAAGAUACAAGAGGAAGCCCAAAGCAGCAGAGAGUGGAUGCCAGGAAGUGAUGUACAGGGUGACCAUCGAAGGAGAAGAACAACAGAUAGCUUUGAAGAGAAAGAGAGGAGUGCUUCUGAGAACGAGAGUGAGAAAAAAAGAAGUGAGGAAGGACAAGACAGAGAAUGGUGGUCAAGGAAAGAAGAGAUAAGAGAAGGCUCUGAAAAAGAGGAAACAGAAACGGAGAGAGAGAGAGAAAAAUCUGAGAGCAAAAAGAGACCACAACGGAAAAUGUGGCUGGAGCCUCGAUCAGGAAGAGAGAGGACAGAGUCAUUACAGGAAGACUUUAAAGAGAGACAGCAAGCCAGGGCGAGAUAUGCACAGCGAUACAAAGAACAAAAGACACCAAGAGAUGAAGAAGAAAUGUCCACCAAAAGGAAGAAUGGAGGAUUAACAAUAUUGCUGGAAGACAGGUGCAGGGAACUAGACAGUGCUGCAGAGGUUAUGAAGGAUGUUGAUCCUGAGAAUUUGGAAGAAAGGAUAGUAAGUGAUGAGAUGGUCUUUGAUAGAGAAGCUUGGUUAGAUGUGCCUUGGCAGUCGGAGGUAGAAAAUGUGUCUGAUAACAUGGAAGAGAGUGACGGAGAGGAAGAACAAGUGACCGAUACCUGUGUUAACUCUGAGGGUGAAGAGGGGAGUGAGGGAGUGUUGAAAGAUUGGAGGGACAAAGUGACGUCAGGAGAUAAUGGUUUAGUGAUGGUGUCCAGUGGUGCAGAAGAGGAUGAGGCAGAGGUAGACAGGUUUGAGGACUGUACAGAAGUCUGGGAUGGUGGAGAUAGAGAGGGUCUAGCUAGGCAGUCACCCACAAGCACUCAGCAAAGAGAGGAAGAGAGUGAAACCAGAAGGACCAAAGAGAGAAGUGACUCCAGUGUCACUGUCUUUUGUGUGGUUGGUCAAACUCUUCCCAGGUCAGGAUCCAACCAAAGCCCAUUCUUGGAUCACAUGGAGCAGCAGGAGACCUGUCAGGAGUCAUCUUGGGAAAUGGGUGGUGUUGGUGGUGAUCAAAAUGAAGCAGACACAGAGGCAGAAAGCACAAGCAUAGACCAUGGCCUCAGUUUGUCUGAGGAGGACAUGUCAAGCAGCCAUGACACUAAAUGCAAUAAUGCUGGAGCUGACCAAAUGACCAAGGAAGUUACCUCAUCCAAGGACUUGGUAAUUAGUUGUGAUGUAAUUGCAGAACAAGACGCUGAACAAUGCCCAACAGAAUCUAUUGACACACUGACAGAGAUUGAGGCCCAUGGGAACGCUCAGAUGAAAAUGACAGAUGGAGAAAACCAAGCGGAAGGACAAAAUGAAAUGGAAAGUGGUGGCCAUUGUGAGGGCCCAGAGAGUAUGGGGGGUACAAGGCGCAUCUCUGCUGCUCCGCAUGUCAAAUGGGCUAAGAAUGUGCUCACUGAGAUAUUGGGUUCUUCUGAGGAUGGGAUUGUUAUCAUACCCGAGUCAAGUGGUGAUGGAGUUCCAACUGAGGCUGAAAGUCAGGGAGAUGCACCCCUCUAUGCUAGUGUCCAGAAAUCCCGUAAGCCCAACCAUGACAGAGAAUGCAUAGACUCUGAGGUACAGCAUUUUAAACCAGAGGACACGAAGACAGAUGUACCGGUAGGAAAUGAAAUUCACUUACAGGUACAGGGGCAGUUGGAUGGAGAAGAAGACCUGGAGCGACUCUCUGACCUGCAGAGUCUCUCUUCUGAUAAUGAAACAGAUAAGGAGGGAAGCAGUAAAGAGGGAAGCAUUAAAACGAAAAAGAAAAACAAGAAAAAAGCAAUGUGGAAAAUUCUCGGCUCUAACAGUUUUCGAGAAUUGGGGAAUGAAGUAUGGGAAAAGACGGCUGGGAUCCGAAGGUCAGUACAGAAACACAGUGAAGAGGAGGAGGAGGCAGAAGGAGCUGGAAGGGACCGCAGAACCCGAGUCUUCAAAACAGAUGAGGAAUAUGAUGAACUGAGUUUCUCAUGGAGUGAAUUAGAUCUGAGGACUGUUAAAGAAACACUUAAAAGAUCAAAACUGAGGAACUCGAAAUUUUGCAAUUUUCAGUUGUAUCAGCAGUACAGCGAGGUGGUCCAGAACAGGGAGCUCAUUCACCAGUCUCAUUCCGAUGCUAGCUCCGUGUUCGGGGACACCCAUGCUUCCUCAGCACCCUCAUCUCCGUCUCAUUCCCCUACUCUGGCUCGCCGGCCCCUCCCACCUCUUCCUCCUGUGCUCCAUCCCCAUUCCAUAUCCCAGACAAACUCUGUCUCCAGUGGGAGUGGGUUGUUGAGUAUACCUUAUGACUCGUAUCAGAGGUCCGCAUCACCUCGGCUGUCCAGGUCCCUCGCCUCCUCGCCCAUGCUGUGGCAGGACCUGCAGGGAGUGAGGAACAACCCUGAUCUCAAACAUCUCAGCGAGGAUGAGCGACGCCUACAGGAGGUGAGAUUUGAAGUGGUGACAUCUGAAUCAUCAUACUGCAGCAGUUUGGACAUUGUAGUGGAGCACUUCGUCAAGUGCAAACAGCUCAACGUGCUCUUGACUUCACAAGACAAAAACUGGCUUUUUUCAAAGCUUAGUGAUGUCAGAGCUGUCAGUCACAGCUUCUUCUCCCAGCUGGAGGAAAGAGUGGAGAGUGACAUAAUGCACUUUACAGUGUGUGACAUCAUCAUCAAACACUGCCCAAAAUUCCGAGCAGUCUAUGUGCCCUACCUCACCAACCAGUCAUACCAAGACAAGACAUAUCAAAGAUUAAUGAAUGAGAAUAGUGGAUUUCGCCACAUUGUGGAAAAGUUGGAGCAAAGCCCCAAGUGUCAGAGACUUCCUUUACGCUCCUUCCUCAUCCUCCCAUUCCAGAGAAUCACUCGGCUUAAACUGCUAGUACAGAAUAUAGUAAAGAGAAUAGCUCCUAAGACAGUGGAUGAGGCACAAGCAAUAAAAGCCAUGAAAUUACUGGAGAAGAUGAUUCAAGACAGUAAUGACAGUAUAUCUCAGAUGAAGAACAUUGAAUCCCUGGUGUCCCUCAAUGCGAAGGUGGACUUUGAGUGCAAGACUCUGCCACUGAUCAGUCAGUCACGAAGGCUGGUGAAAGAGGGUCAAGUCACAGAGCUGAGGGACUUCACAUUAAAGGAGAAAGAGAGAAGUGCCUAUAUCCACCUCUUCAAUGACUACUUGCUUCUCUCGUUACCCAAAGAAAGUAGUCGAUUUACCGUGAUUGAUCACGCUCCUGUAUCAGACCUGAGAGCUGAAAACUGCAGAGUCAAGCUUCAUUCACUACAGAAGAAUAUCUUCCGCCUGCACAUGGCACAGAAAUCCCUCCUACUACGAGCAGAAACGCUGGCUGAUAAACUGCGUUGGAUCUCUGCACUCUCUCGCCCUCAUCCUGAAAUUGACUUCAAUGCCGCACAGGACAUUCCACAGAUGCAGUGUAUUAGAGCCUUUGUAGCUCAGCAACCUGAUGAACUCAGCCUGGAGAAAGCUGACGUCCUGCUGGUUCAUCAGCAGAGCAACGAUGGCUGGGUGGAGGGAACACGUCUAUCAGACAGACUUCGUGGAUGGGUUCCUGAGUCUCACUUGGAAACAAUAGUGAGUGAAAAAGCUCGUCGGCGCAAUCUGAUAGACAUGCAGAAGAUUACAACUGCAACAGCUACAGCGUGAAGCGUUUGCAAGCAUCUCAUUUGGAGCCGCUGUGUCUUAAAUCCACACCGAACAAUCUGAAGCAGUCAAAAACUGUAAUGAGCAACGAACACUCCCAGAGCCAUGAUAACCACUCCCAGGGAUCUUCGACUUGUUCUAAGCUUUACACUACAUUAAGGUAUUACUGGAACCUUGAAUGUGAACUAUUACUUCUAAGAACUCUGGACUCUGCAAUACACAUUUGACUCUUUCAACAAGAUUGUAUAGAUUUUUAUAGGCAACAUUUCUAUACGCCGAGCGCUACAGAUAAAACGUGUCCAUGGUGUCGGACACGCAGAGGUCACGGGACACAGUGUAAAUGUUUUGCUUGUACAGAAAAUGGAAUAUGUUUAUAAACCAGUGUUGUAUUUAGGAGCGAUGCACAUUCUUGAGGAACAAGUAUGUUAACAUCCUCUUUACACUAACCAGCACAACAUUAAUAUGUCACAAAAAUGAUCUUACUGCUGUACCUCAGAUGGAUUUAUUUCAGAGCUUAACGUUUUCUGACCGAUUCUGCAGCGUGUUACAUGAUGUGUAGAUGCAUUAUUGGGAAUAUCCUUUUUAGCUCAGUGGGAAUGAACUAUAUUACACAAAUAGGUUGUGGCAACUAUCAUAAAUAGGCAGUAAUUAUAUGUGACCGUUAUUUGCACUAUUUUCAUAUUGUGCCGAAUUCUAUGCUGUAAUUCAGUAUAUUAUUGAAAAUUAAAGUGGAAUCAAAGAAAGAGGCAGAAA
This is a messenger RNA of Neoarius graeffei (lesser salmon catfish), 6709 nucleotides long. RefSeq names its product Rho guanine nucleotide exchange factor (GEF) 5 (gene arhgef5). Gene Ontology annotation, biological process: activation of GTPase activity. The transcript has 14 exons. Bases 887 to 5959 code for a protein of 1690 amino acids. Gene Ontology annotation, molecular function: protein binding; guanyl-nucleotide exchange factor activity. Gene Ontology annotation, cellular component: nucleus; cytoplasm. Lineage: Eukaryota; Metazoa; Chordata; Actinopteri; Siluriformes; Ariidae. The record is from RefSeq and is a predicted model, not a curated record.